AGAUGGUCGCGUUCGGCAAGAACCGCAACCCGGGCACUAUCAUGCAGGCCGGCCGCUUCCUUGCUGAGGAGCUGCCGAUCCGCCUGGCACACCGAGUCAAGGAGCUCGACGAGCUGCCAAACGGGCUCAACGAGAUGCCGAGCAUCAUCCGCGUCAAGGACUGGUACGCGCAGAGCUUCGAGGAGCUGGUCAAGUUCCCGCCGCCGCAGCUGCCCGACGCUAUCCGCGCUGAGCUGUCCGAGUCCGUGUCGCGGAAUCCGGCCUCGCUGCCAGGCUCGACACCAAAUCCGUCGCUCUCUGCCGAGGGCGCAGAGCUGGAGGAGGGCCGGGAUGCCGCCAUGAGCAGCUGGCGCAUGCGCGAGCGCGCUCGCAACAUCGCAGCUGACUCGGCUGCGUCUGAUGACGGCAAGGUGGGCGACGAUGUCGUCGCGGAGCUGGGUGGGCCAAAGGAUCGCAAGCGGCAACCGAUCGACCGGAGAUACUAUGCAAACCACGCCAACAUCAAGUCGUGGCCGCCAGAGGUGCACGACUACAACGAGUCCUUUACGCGCUGUCUCGAGACGAUCAAGAAGCGGCACGACGCCGUUGUGACGACUGUCGCCCAAGGCGUGCUCGAGUACAAGCGCGCACGGCGCGGGCAGAACAUCCAGGCCGACGUGCAGCGCUUCCUCGACCGCUUCUACAUGUCGCGCAUCGGCAUCCGCAUCCUCAUCGGCCAGCACAUUGCGCUCGCGCGCACCAACCCAGAGACGCCCGCAUCGCUCGACGGCGAGCCGCUCGGCUCGAGCGGGCGCAUCGGCGGGCAGGAGCCGGAGAAGUACGUGGGCAUCAUCUGCACCAACACCAAUGUCGGCGCCAUGGCGCACGAGGCGAUUGAGAAUGCGCGCUUCAUCUGCGAGGAGCACUACGGCCUCUUCAAGGGCCCGCCCGUGCAGCUCAUCUGCCCGCCGAACCUGACGUUCAUGUACGUGCCGAGCCAUCUCAACCACAUGAUGUUCGAGCUCCUCAAGAACUCGCUGCGCGCCGUCGUCGAGCGCUACGGCGUGGAGAACGAGGACCACUUUCCGCCGAUCAAGGUCAUCGUCGUCGAGGGCAAGGAGGACAUCACGAUCAAGAUCAGCGACGAGGGCGGCGGCAUCCCGCGCAGCGAGAUGCCGCUGGUUUGGACGUACAUGUACACCACUGCGCAGUCGGAAGACCUCGACCCCGACUUCCAGGCCUCCGACUUCAAGGCGCCCAUGGCCGGCUUCGGCUACGGCUUGCCGCUGGCGCGCCUGUACGCGCGCUACUUCGGCGGCGACCUGAAGCUGAUCUCGAUGGAGGGCUACGGCACGGAUGUGUACGUGCACCUGGCACGUCUGAGUGGAUCUGCAGAGCCCCUGCCAUGAGGCGGCUCCGAUCGCUGUGCUGCGGCCGUCAGGCCUCUGUAAUUGUACCUGUUUCCUGCCAAUGGCGCGCGAUCGGCGAGGCUCAGGCGUGCAGGCUACGCUAUGCGUCCAUUACAGAAAGUCGUCAUCGAACG
Tilletiopsis washingtonensis is the source of this 1522-nucleotide messenger RNA. RefSeq names its product alpha-ketoacid dehydrogenase kinase. The annotation marks the transcript as partial. Lineage: Eukaryota; Fungi; Basidiomycota; Exobasidiomycetes; Entylomatales. Gene Ontology annotation, cellular component: mitochondrion. Gene Ontology annotation, biological process: regulation of glucose metabolic process; protein phosphorylation. Gene Ontology annotation, molecular function: pyruvate dehydrogenase (acetyl-transferring) kinase activity. The record is from RefSeq and is a predicted model, not a curated record. The transcript is spliced from 11 exons.